UCUGUAUGUAGAUAAUGCACUUGAUGCCUCCAUGAGGCUUUCCGGUGAUGGCAAGGAACCCUUUUUCUCUGUCUGUGAUAAGGACUGCAUCACAGAAAUUGCCCAGCAAGACAGGCCUGAGGAACUCCAACACUGCUGAAGAGAAAAACACAGACUUGAUCAUGACUGACAGCAGUAUGCUAGUGACUGACACCGGAAGGAGUCUUUUGGGAGAUUCUUCUGUUCUUGAUUCAAAAAUUAUAGAAACUUCCAAGGAGAAUAUAUUUAUUGGAUUGGUUUCAGAUGUUGAAGAGGAAAUGCCUCAGAUUGAAACCAGAGUGGUUUUAGUUCAGGAAGCUGGGAAACACGAGGAACUCUUGAAAGCCUUGGAGACCGUUAAGAUAAUGGAAGUCCCAGUUAUAAAGAUAAAGGAAACUAGUCCUGGUAAAUCGGAAGAAAAACUAAUAAAAAGUAUAAUUCAUAUGGAAAUUAAAGUGCCCUAUAUAAAGAUGGAAUCGGUGGAAGAGUUUGGGGAUUCUGAGUCUCCAGAAUUUGAGACAGUCUUCGUUGUAGCAGACUUUCAAGAUUCCAUCUUGGAGAACUUGUGCAAGUUUGAUUGUCGUGUUCUUGGACCUCCAAUAGUACUUCAUUGUGCUCAAAAAGGAGAGCCUCUACCUUUCUCAUGUCGUCCAUUGUACUGUGCAAGUAUGUUGAAUCUGGUGCUGUGCUUUACAGGAUUCAGGAAGAAAGAAGAACUAGUUAAGCUGGUGACCUUGGUUCAUCAUAUGGGUGGAAUUAUUCGAAGGGACUUCAGUUCAAAAGUUACACAUCUGGUGGCUAAUUCUACGCAAGGAGACAAAUUCAGACUUGCUGUGAGUCUGGGAACUCCUAUUGUGAAAGCCGAGUGGAUUUACAAGGCUUGGGAGAGAAGGAAUGAAAUUGACUUCUGUGCGGCUGAUGAGGAAUUCAGAAAUGAGUUCAAGGUUCCCCCAUUCCAGGACUGCAUGUUAAGUUUCCUUGGAUUUUCCGAUGAAGAGAGAAUUAACAUGGAAGAAAUGACAAAAAUGCAAGGUGGGCAGUACUUGCCAGUUAGUGAUGACAGGUGCACACAUCUGGUUGUUGAAGAAAAUACAGUAAAAGAUCUCCCAUUUGAGCCUCCAAAAAAACUUUAUGUUGUAAAGCAAGAGUGGUUCUGGGGAAGCAUUCAGAUGGAUGCCAGAGCUGGAGAAUCCAUGUACUUAUUUGAAAAGCCAGAGAGUCCUGAACUCAAAAAGUCAGUGUCACAACUUUCUCUGAAUACCCCAAAUAGCAAUCGCAAGAGACGUCGCUUGAGAGAGACCCUUGCACAGCUCACCAGAGAAACUGACAUGUCACCAUUCCCUCCUCGGAAACGCCCAUCAGCUGAGCAUUCCCUUUCUAUGGGGUCUUUACUGGAUAUUUCUAACACACCAGAGUCCAGCAUUACCAAUGGAGGGAGCAGAAUAGGAGUGAGGUGCUCAGACCCAGGUAGAGGCCAGGCCAGCUGCCGUCAUGUCAGUAGAAGUAGUCAAACAUGGAGGAAAAUGAGGAAAAAAUACACAUUUACCAAAUAUAAACCUCCAGAUAAUGUUACUCCAAAGCAGUGUGUGAAUCCUGUUGAAAGUCUCCAGCAAACAAACAAGGUAGCUAGCAUUAAGUCAUCUGGAAACCUAGGCAAUAGCAAACUUGGAAAAGGGACAGUAUCAAAUCUCCAGAAAAAGAUUCUUUUUCCAAAGGAAAGCAAAGAGAUCAUUGUAAGGCCGACUUAUCUUGAAGCCUUGAAAGAUACUUUUGCCUCAUGUCAACGUCUUGUAGGGACAAAUAACAUAUCAAACAUGCCACAAGAUUGUGAAGAACCAACUUGCUUAACUUAUGUUGACCAAUUAACUAACACAGAAACUAAUAUCUCUACAUAUGGUUCUUGUGGCAAAGAGCAAAUUGCAAAAACCACAAUUAGUCAACUCCUAGAACUUGGACUCCAAAAUAAAUCCCAAUUCCAGCGUACAAGAGCGAGAUCUGGAAAUGCUACAGAUGUAACUAUGAAUGACCUGACCUGUAUGAACACCUGUGAUUAUGUCCAGCAAGUAACUUAUGGGCAUAGUCAUCAGGGAAAGGACAGCAAGGACCAGUGUAGCUUUAUAAAUGAAACAUCUUUGAUAGAGGAGACUAAUAUUUUAGUAGGAGACUCUGAACCACCUUCUGAUUCAAAAUCAAAAGCCAGUUACAGUGAUACCAGUGCUGCUCUGAUAACAGAAACGCCAAAAUCAUGUUCAAAGCCUUCCAAAAAUUCAACUCCUCUGCCUGCAAAGCAGUCUGCAAGAUGGCAGGUUGCAAAAGAACUAUAUCAGACAGAAAGUAACUACGUAGAUAUUCUGACAACAAUUAUUCAGUUAUUUCAAGUUCCAUUGGAAAAAGAAGGGCAGCUUGGGGGACCUAUCCUUGCACAGGAGGAAAUUAAGACCAUAUUUGGCAGCAUUCCAGACAUCCUUGAUGUGCACACUAAAAUAAAGGAAGACCUUGAAGACCUUAUGAUAAACUGGGCUGAAAGCAAAAGUAUUGGUGAUGUCAUUCUUAAAUAUUCAAAAGACUUGUUGAAAACAUACCCUCCUUUUGUGAACUUCUUUGAAAUGAGCAAAGAAACUAUUAUGAAAUGUGAAAAACAGAAGCCACGGUUUCAUGCUUUCCUAAAGAUAAACCAAGCUAAACCAGAGUGUGGCCGUCAAAGCUUGGCUGAACUACUCAUUCGACCAGUUCAACGGUUACCUAGUGUUGCUUUACUUCUAAAUGACCUUAAGAAACAUACAGCAGAAGACAACCCAGACAAAGGCAUGCUAGAGAGAGCCAUUGAAUCAUUAAAGGAAGUGAUGACACACAUUAAUGAAGACAAAAGAAAAACUGAAGCACAAAGACUGAUCUUUGAUGUUGUGUAUGAAGUUGAUGGAUGUCCAGCCAAUCUCUUGUCGUCUCACCGAAGCUUAGUUCAGCGAUUGGAAACGGUUGCACUUGGCGAUGACCUCUGUGACAGAGGAGAACAGGUCACGCUCUUUCUGUUUAAUGACUGUCUAGAGAUUGCAAGGAAACGGCACAAAGUUAUCAGUGCUUUCAAGAGCCCCCAUGGCCAGACCAGGCCCCCAGCAUCUCUCAAACACAUUGUUCUCAUGCCUCUCUCGCAGAUCAAGAAAGUGCUAGACAUCAGGGAGACAGAAGACUGCCACAAAGCUUUUGCCUUGGUUGUGCGGCCACCAACAGAACAGAACAACUUGUUGUUCAGUUUUCAGAUGACGACUGAGGAGCCUCCUAAAGAGGAUUGGCUGAAGAUGCUGUGUCGGCAUGUAGCGAACACAAUUUGUAAAGCAGAUGCUGAAAACCUUAUUUACACUACUGAUCCUGAUUCAAUUGACAUAAAUACGAAAGAUGUGGACAGUACGUUGAGUAGGGCAUCCAGGGCAAUAAAGAAAACAUCAAAAAAGGUUACAAGAGCAUUCUCUUUCUCCAAAACACCAAAGAGAGCUCUUCGAAGGGCUUUAAUGGCACACAAUACAGUAGAAGGAAGGAGUCCCUGCUCAGCUAGUGAGAGAUACUUGGGCAGCCGCCUGACCAGUACAUCCUCAUUAGCAAUUGCUCGUUCCUCUUCAACAUACAGCCUAAAUGGAUCUGUCAAACAUGUUGUUAGUGUUCAGCGCUCCAAUUCUGUUGAUGGGAGCUCUCAAAGUUCCAGGUCUCGACCUGUGCUCUGUCCUGGCUCUCCAACUAGCCAUCCUUCACAUGCCAGAGAAGGAAAAACUCCUUCCAGCCCUGAAAGCUUAAAUGGCCACUCGUUGGCCAGACCUUGUCCCAUUCCUGUCAUUACUACCACUUGUGAUGUAGGAGAUGACCAGAGUGGUGUUGAGAACAGUUCUGUCGUCAAACUUUGAUCUUUAAUGCCCACGUUGCAUAAAGGUAUCCCUUCUCCUUCCUUGGUCAGCCUUCCCUCAAUGUUUGCAAAGAGGAGUCAUACCUUAAGUCGAUCAACAACCCACUUGAUAUGAAGUAGGCUUAAAAUGAACUACUAUGCUGUAAUGACUGACAAGCAACUGGCUGUUCAGAUGACCUAUUACUGACAUUAAUGGUACUUUAGUCAUUGUCACUUAGUUACCUAACGUCUUGCUAACUGGUAGGGACUCUUUGACUAGUACUGAAGAAGAUCACCUAGUCAACCAAACAAGUGAAAAACUUGAUCUAGGCUUAGAAACGUAAUGUAAACACUUUCUUUCAACAAACUGUCUCCUUUAUGCAAUAAACUGUUUUGGUGUCAAAUGCUGAAAUUAAGAAGUCUCUUACUUGAGUCAUCCACUGGAUGAUGUUCUUCAGUUAAUCUAGAAGAGGUUGCUUAACUUCAUCAAUUGGCUCUGUACUCAUCUUAAAAGCUAAUCAUGGACUAUUGACUACACUGAAAUAGUUUACGAUAUGCCCUUUAAAGUACGACAAUUGGCCUGUUAUACAGCUGCUUUUUCUAGAUAUUCUAGAAGAUCUAGCUUGUUGGUGCACGAAUGUACCUACUGCAUAUGGUCCUUCAUAUUUUCUAUGCAUCCUUUUCUAAUCCAAUACAUCCUAAUCCUGUAACUGGCUUAGCCACCAAAAGGAACUUGAUCUGAUAGCGAAUUAAAACUAACACUUUUUGGAUGUGGAAGUCCAAGGAAAAACAUCACUGUACUUAAAUUGUAUUUAUAGCCUUUGAGUUGAGGCUAUUUUUAGAACCGUCUCCAGAACCUUGUUUAAUUACUUUAUAUAGAGAGAGCUUAUUCAUGCACAGGCUUCUCCAGUGCGAAGCUGAAAUUGUGGACCUGGUUUCAGUUCUAACACUAAUAUUUUUACUUGCAGGUUUUUGGUGUAUAAUUUCCAAAACCUUUUUCUACAUCUUUGCUAUAUUUAGUCUUUUUGUAUUUUUUUUUCUUUGCAAGCUGUACAUUUUAAAUUAAUCACGUUUUCAUUCUGUAUUAUCCAACACUGUCUCAGGAAUUGUCCAACUGUGUAUAUUUCUGCACUUAAUAACUUUGAACUAAUUGCCUGUGUGUCAUGUGUGGCAUUUCCAACUCUAAGAUUCCCUUUAACCACAAAAUGCUACUUUUUUCUGUUAUAUGUAAUUAGUGCUGCUUUUUGAAGAUGUCAGAUGGCCUGUUACUUCUGUAUUUUUAAGAUAGUUUUUUUUGCCAAUAUAAAUCAUGUAAAUAAACUGUUUAAAACAACAUUGCUUUCUAUUAUACUA
Messenger RNA from Mauremys mutica (yellowpond turtle), 5242 nucleotides. It is a transcript of the gene ECT2, whose product is annotated as epithelial cell transforming 2. Gene Ontology annotation, biological process: intracellular signal transduction; mitotic cytokinesis; nervous system development. The transcript has 27 exons. The coding region runs from base 48 to 3911 and encodes 1287 amino acids. Gene Ontology annotation, molecular function: GTPase activator activity; guanyl-nucleotide exchange factor activity. The record is from RefSeq and is a predicted model, not a curated record. Gene Ontology annotation, cellular component: cell cortex; nucleus. Lineage: Eukaryota; Metazoa; Chordata; Testudines; Geoemydidae.